AUGAGUGUUCCCGGUACUCUCCGGAGGGGACUUUCCGCCCUUCAUGAUCUCAGACGACGAACCCGCAACCAAACAACACCUUUCCAGGCCAAUAACAAGUCGCUGCCAAACCGAUUGCUGGAUGUCUUUCUUCGAACUUGGGAUCUUGGCUUCACAGCAUUCGGUGGUCCACCGGUGCAUUUUCAAAUUUUACACCAAAGAUUCGUCGAGGGCCAUGGUGGGAAGCAGAAAUGGGUAGAUGAGCAGACUUAUCAAGAAUUUUUACCAGGAGCGAUUGGCAUGUAUGUCUUAUCCGUCGGGGUUCAGAACAUCGGCGAAGUACUCCCUAGUCCGGUGUAUCCUCUUCUGUCAGGUCUAAACGCGUCGACGGUCGGGAUCAUCGCUCUGGCAGCCGUUCAACUGGCUGAAAAAGCAAUCGUCGAUAACCUCACACGUAUUUUGGUAAUUACGGGCGCUUGUGCCGGGCUUUGCUACAAUGCAUUGUGGUUUUUCCCUCUCCUCAUGGCCCUCGGUGGGCUUACGACAGCCAUCUGGGAUGGGUGGGCGGGUCAAAAAGUUCGGAAAAUUAAGAUGAAGAUGCGUCGUAGGGAACAUGAGCAAGACACAGAUAUAGUCUUGGAAGCUGCGAAUGCGAACGUUCAGUUUGACUCCUUAGAGGGUAGAUCCAACAGUCACGAGGGUGUUCAGAGAAGGAACGUGGGAGCCCGCUCAGAGGAUUCCAGAAAUCAUGGUACCGAAGGGCAGCAAUCAGACGAUAACUUAAGAACACAUCCAAAUAUAGCCCCUGUGGAAGCAGCCGGAAAGCCGCACUUGAUUAGAGGAAAAGUCGGAAUAGCUACUUUGGUACUCUUCCUGGCCUCUUUCAUCACGAUUCUCGUCCUUCGAGGGACUCUCAAAGUUCAAAUCUUAGCGCUUGAUCUGUUCGCCAACAUGUAUCUUGCGGGAACACUAAUAUUCGGUGGCGGGUCUGUGGUCAUUCCACUUCUUGGCUCUUAUGUGGUGGAUCCAGGCUGGGUGACUAGUCGUGACUUUCUUAUUGGCCUCGCAAUCAUUCAGGCCUUCCCUGGUCCAAACUUUAACUUUGCGGUGUAUCUGGGAUCCCUUGCAUUGCAAAAGUCCCAAUUUCCAACAAUCUUUGGGGCACUAUUAGGUUUCGUUGGGAUGAACUUUCCGGGAAUAACGUUAGCCGUUGCCAUCCAUAGUUUCUGGCGGAUCCUUCGCAAAAAGAAAGUAGUGAUCGAUGUUCUUCGCGGUAUUAAUGCCACGGCGGUCGGGUUGGUUUUCACAGCCGUCUAUAGAUUGUGGGAAAUAGGUUAUUUGACAGCGGAGGCAAAUCAAGGUCAAAGCCUCGCGCGGGAGCCUUGGUGGGUCGUCAUUGCAGUGGUUACGUAUGCAGAAAGCGCAUGGUUCAAAGUGCCACCAGCUCUAGCUAUUGUUAUUGGGGCUAUUUUGGGCCUCUGCUGGUAUGGCGCUGUUGGUAGAUAG
This is a messenger RNA of Orbilia oligospora ATCC 24927, 1485 nucleotides long. RefSeq lists its product as uncharacterized. Gene Ontology annotation, molecular function: chromate transmembrane transporter activity. Lineage: Eukaryota; Fungi; Ascomycota; Orbiliomycetes; Orbiliales; Orbiliaceae. Bases 1 to 1485 code for a protein of 494 amino acids. The record is from RefSeq and is a predicted model, not a curated record. Gene Ontology annotation, biological process: chromate transport. The transcript has 4 exons.